AUGAAAAUACCUGUGGCCAAUUUCGCCGCUGAUUAUGAGCCGCCAGUAAUACCGCCAGUAAUACUGCCAGUAAUAUCGCCAGUAAUAUCGCCAGUAAGAAAUGGAAGAGAGACAUUAAAAAGCUUUGAACGUUUCGAGGAUGAUUUCAAAUGGGUCACUCGUAAUCACUUUGAAGAACAUGGAAUUCUUUCACAACAAGUUACAUCAGGCGCUUUUAAAAUUAAAAAAGAAAAUGCUAAUAUGUUCAGUGAAACCUAUUUCAGCUUUAUUAAGAAUAGAGAAUCUAGAGAAAUUCUUAUAGAAUCGUUCAAAAGGUUAUUUUAUACCGAAGGUCAUGUCUUUACGCAUAGUUAUAUAGAUCUUACUUAUGGGAAGGAAAACAUUGAUGAAAUUACUGGAGGAAUUUUUUUCAUGUACGCUGAAGGUAGUAUUGAAAAGCGUACGGUUUUGAUCUCGCUAACUCGACUUUCUAAACAAUCCGUCCUCGGUUAUUAUUUUUUAAAAGAUUAUUAUAAAGGAAAUGAAGAUCGCGUUGAAAAUGCAUUAAAUGCUUUUUCGUCGCUAUCGGAGGAUGGAAAAUAUAGAUUAAUAAGAUUCGGGCGUUUUGAGGACGAUCUCAAAUGGAUCACUCAUAGUCACUGUGCAACCCACGGAAGUUCGUGCGGCAGUCAUAUUGAAUACUUAGUUACAUCGAGCACUUUUACAAUGGAACAAGAAAAUGUUGAUAAGUUCUGUGAAACCUAUUUCAACUUUAUCACUCAUCAAGAAUCUAGAGAUGUUGUUACAUCAUCGCUUAAAGCAUUAUUUUAUACCGAGGAACAACUCUCUACACAUAAAUACAUAGAAAUUACUCAUGGGAUGUCAAACGUUGAUAAACCUAUUAAAGGAGGAUUUUAUUUCAUUGACUCCAAAGGUGGUAGUGGUAGAAAGCGAAAUGAAGAACGCGUUGAAAAUGCACUAAAGUAUAUUGUAUUCAGAGAUAACGAUCUCAAAUGGAUCACUCAUACUCACUGUGAAACGGGCGAAAGUUCGUGCGGCGGUUCUCUUACACAGAAAGUCACAUCAGGCAUUUUAAUAAUUGAAAAACAAAAUGCUGAUCUUUUCAAUAUUAAUUAUGGGAAGGAAAACACCGAUAAACCUAUUACUGGAGAAUUUUAUUUCAUGCACUCUAAGGGUACUGGUGAAAAGCGUACCUCACCAGCUCGACUUUCUAAAAAACUGCCGGGUCAUUACUUUUUAAAAGGUUAUUAUGAAGGAACUUCGGACGAUCUCAAAUGGGUUACUCAUAGUCACUGUGCAACCUACGGAAGUUCGUGCGGCGAUCAUAUUGAACACUUAGUUACAUCGAGCACUUUUACAAUUGAACAAGAAAAUGUUGAUAAAUACAUAGAAAUUACUUAUGGGAUGUCAAACAUUGAUAAAACUAUUAAAGGAGGAUUUUAUUUCAUUGACGUUAAAGAUGGUAGUGGUAGAGAACGGUUUUUAUCUCAAUAG
Diversispora eburnea is the source of this 1494-nucleotide messenger RNA. The record is from the annotation of a GenBank genome assembly. NCBI's taxonomy places the organism in Eukaryota, Fungi, Glomeromycota, Glomeromycetes, Diversisporales, Diversisporaceae.